Molecule: messenger RNA, 813 nt
Organism: Symbiodinium pilosum
Lineage: Eukaryota; Dinophyceae; Suessiales; Symbiodiniaceae
Source: the annotation of a GenBank genome assembly
AUGGAAGUCGAGGUCCUUCGCCACAAUGGCAUUCCUGAGUCCAGCAUUCUCUCCAUACGGGUGGGAAGUACUCGUCGACAAGUUCAAGUUUCACAGCUGGACAGGCCAUUGAAGUUCCCGACCAAGCUCGAGGAGUGCUCCUCUGUGAAGGUGGAAAUUCUUGACGUCGCGGGAACUGCGCGUGUAUCGUGCAGCGCAUCAACGUCGGAGUACAGUAUCCCUCUAGAGUCGCCGCUCGAGGGAGAGGGCAGCACUGGGAUGGAGGUGGGCCUGCGGCUAAGCGGCGCAGGUGCGGAUGCCUCGCACAGCGCAGCGGAGGAGUUGGAAAAGAGAAGGGAGGAGGAUGCCAAAUCCUAUUUGGAGAAACAUGGCCUGACUUCAUUCAUGCAGUUCCUCAUCCAAAGCCUGAUGAAGGACAAGCCAGAAGAUCCGUACAAGUUCCUUCAAAGGCAAGUGACCAAGAAGAUGAUGAUCGCCGAACUAUCCAGCGGCGGUUCAGCAGAUCAGAAGCUUGAGGAGGUGCUGUCGAAGCUGAGCUCCGAGGUGACAGACUGUGUACCUGCUGAGCAGUUGCACGACCUGCAGAAGCAGGCGGAGGAAGUAGGCGAGCAGCUGCGGAAAGACAACAAGGAACUGAGAGAAACGCUGGACAUGCUGAAGAGCAGGUAUCGGUCCCUGAUAGCGGAGAACUCCGAGCUUGCCCAACAGGUAGGGGAGGCUGGAGAAGGCAGCGACCUGGUCUCCAUGCAGGACGAUGUCGGCAAGAUGGUCAGCGAAAAUGCUCUGCUAGUGUCCGAGCUUACCAGCAACUGA